AAUCUGUAUUUUUUAGCUGUUAAUUGACAAAGUGAGAACGUUGGUGGCAAGAUUCAUAUUUUCUCGCACUUUCUCGACAAGCAAACAGCGGGUGGAAACGAAAUUAGAGACCUGAAUUUACAGGUCCAAUGGCGGAUACGGUCUCAGCACCACCUAGAUCUGCCAAUGACCUCUUCGCAGACCCGCUCGACGGUCAUCCCCUCUGGUUCAAGCCCGAGCUCUUUCUGUCUCCCAAUUUCGAUUCUGAAUCUUAUAUAUCCGAGCUCCGAACCUUCGUUCCCUUCGACACUCUCCGAUCCGAGCUCCACAGCCACUUGUCAUCUCUGAAUCACGAGCUUAUCGACCUGAUCAACCGCGAUUAUGCGGACUUCGUUAAUCUUAGCACCAAGCUUGUUGACGUGGACUCCGCCGUCGUGCGUAUGCGGGUUCCAUUGGUGGAACUAAGAGAUAAGAUCGAGCAGUUCAGGAGCUCUGUGGAGGGCGCCCUUGUGGCUUUGAAGAAUGGGUUGAAGCAGAGAUCGGAUGCUGCCUCCGCCAGAGAAGUCUUGGAGCUUUUGCUCGAUACUUUUCAUGUAGUCUCUAAGGUUGAAAAACUGAUAAAAGAGCUACCAAGUGUGUCGGCUGAUUGGUCAAAUGGAGAUGUAAAUUCAACAGAGAAGAACUUAACGAGCAAUGGGACUUCCCUACAGCACGUUGAAAGUGGAACAAGUUUGAGAGAAACUCAAAGCAUGCUUUUGGAGAGAAUUGCUAGUGAGAUGAAUAGGCUAAAGUUCUAUAUAGCUCAUGCGCAGAACCUACCUUUCAUUGAGAACAUGGAGAAGAGGAUUCAGAGUGCUAGCUUAUUAUUAGAUGCUAGCUUGGGGCACUGUUUUGUAGAUGGGCUGGAACACCGAGAUGCAAAUGCAAUUUACAAUUGCUUGAGAGCAUAUGCUUCCAUUGAUAACACUAAAAGUGCGGAAGAAAUUUUCCGUACAACCAUUGUGGCACCAUUGAUACAGAAAAUUAUUCCGUAUGGACCAUCAACAGUGGCUACAGGGUCAAAUGAACUUGAAAGUGAUUACCUACAGAUCGAUCAAUGCAUUGAUAGAGAUUGCAAAUUUUUGUUGGAAAUUUCUUUUGAAGAAAAUUCAGGUUUGCAUGUAUUUGAUUUCCUGGCCAAUUCUAUCCUUAAAGAAGUUCUCACUGCAAUCCAAAAGGGAAAACCUGGUGCCUUUUCUCCUGGAAGACCCACAGAAUUCUUGAAAAAUUACAAAGCAAGCCUAAAAUUCUUGUCUCAUCUUGAAGGUUACUGUCCAUCCAGUUCUGCUGUUACUAAAUUUCGAGCUCAAUCUGUCUAUAAUGAAUUUUUGAAGCAGUGGAAUAUUGGGGUUUAUUUCUCUUUGAGGUUUCAGGAAAUUGCAGGUGCUCUGGAUUCUGAACUUGUGGUUACCAGCCUUGUUCCUGUUCAGGAUUCACAGUCUGGUCAGGGAAAUUCUCGAGUUUUGACCUUGAAACAAAGUGUUGCUUUGUUGAAUUGCAUGGAAUCCUGUUGGAGAGAAGAUGUUCUUGUCCUUUCUUGUUCUGACAAGUUUCUUCGAUUAUCCUUGCAGCUUCUCUCAAGAUACUCAAAUUGGCUAUCAGUUGGACUGGCUGCUCGUAAGUCUGGUAACAGUGCAAGCUCCAACAGUGGAUGUGAAUGGGCUAUUAGAGCUGUCCCAGACGAUUUUAUUUAUAUUAUUCACGAUAUUAAAUGUUUGGCAACUGAGGUUUCUGGAGAUUACUUGCAAAAUGUUCUUCAGCUUCUUUCCUUGUGCUCUAGUGAUGUUCUUGCUCUUGUAAAACAGAGCAUUUUACACGGUGGAAAAUCCUUGAAUGAUUUAGUGCCUUUAGUUGUCAGCACUAUUGUUGAGACACUAGUUGAGAAGUCUGUUCAGGAUUUGAAACAGUUAAAGGGGAUAACUGCAACUUACAGGAUGACGAAUAAACCUAUUCCAACCAGGCACUCACCUUAUGUUUCAGGAGUACUGCGUCCCUUGGAGACUUUUCUACGUGGAGAGCGAGCUGCUAAGUAUUUAACCAGCGAAAUAAAGAAGGAGCUGCGCGAUAGUGCUGCAGCAGAGAUUACCAGUCGUUAUUAUGAUUUAGCUGCUGAUCUUGUUAGUGUGGCUAGGAAAACAGAGUCUUCACUUCAGAGAAUACGACAAGGUGCACAACGACGUGCUGGUGCAAGCUCAGACAUCUCGGAACACAAUGUGUCUGACACUGACAAGAUCUGCAGGCAGUUGUUUCUUGACAUCAAUGAGUAUGGCACGAAGCUUGCUGAACUGGGUGUUGUUCCAAAGGAAAUGUCAGCUUACCGCUCCCUGUGGCAAUACGUAGCGCCACCGGGUGAGGAAAGUGUUGUUGAUUUUGAGGUGGCCAAUUGGCUUUGAUCGAGCCCUUUGUAGAUAUCCGAUUUGCCCUUUUGAGUUGGUUCUUAUAAUAUGUUUGAUUUACUUAUAAUUUUGUAAGCUAUAGUUUGUUCUUAGAUAUUCUUAUUUCAUUUUUUUUACAAUAUGGGAAGCAAUUUUCUUGCCUUGUACUACUGAUCAUGGAAAAAAAAAAUACAAAAUAAGGGUUCUAAAUCA
Molecule: messenger RNA, 2606 nt
Organism: Humulus lupulus (European hop)
Lineage: Eukaryota; Viridiplantae; Streptophyta; Magnoliopsida; Rosales; Cannabaceae
Product: conserved oligomeric Golgi complex subunit 2
Exons: 12
Coding region: 129-2411 (760 amino acids)
Biological process (GO): intra-Golgi vesicle-mediated transport; Golgi organization; protein transport
Cellular component (GO): COG complex; membrane
Source: RefSeq, a predicted model, not a curated record